Messenger RNA from Lasiodiplodia theobromae, 1836 nucleotides. RefSeq lists its product as uncharacterized. The coding region runs from base 1 to 1836 and encodes 611 amino acids. The record is from RefSeq and is a predicted model, not a curated record. The transcript has 3 exons. Lineage: Eukaryota; Fungi; Ascomycota; Dothideomycetes; Botryosphaeriales; Botryosphaeriaceae.
AUGGCUUCCAUGUCCGAAAACGAGACUUCCUUGUUCCCUGGCCAAGACACCUUCCUGCCAGGAUUUGGGUUGCCCAUCGACACGUGGCCGCCAUGGAGCCGGAAGAAAAACAAGGAGCGUUUCCCCCACGCCAUCUCCGAAUUUGGUACUGCCAAAGCCAUUACGCUGCGUGAGCGACGCAUGCUUGACUUCAUCAACAAAAUCUCAGACAAGCCGGAAUGGGACCGCAAAGUCUUCGACGAGGCAAUUGUAUCCGAGUGGAGGGUAGAAGCAAUGCGCUUUGAUGACAAAAUUGAAGAUGUUUAUCUUUCUGAACAGAUGUUCGAUUAUUGCAUACUCGAGCUCCGUGAGAAGGCGAUGGUGCACCGAGAGAAAGGAUUGGUCGCCGUUCUCGACACGGAGGCCACGGUGGUGAAAUCUGAUGUCGCGGUUCCCGAAACUCUCCGGCAAGCCCUCCUUGAACACGUCAAACCAUUGGAAGACGUGCCAGAGCACCUCAAAGACUGGCACCCCGGUUCUAACGAGAUGGUGCUGGACUUGGUCCACCCUUCUCUGUUCCCUAUUGUGUUCGGCCGCACUCGGGCACUUCCAAGUGGGCGCGUUCCUCUGGACGACUGCGUCAAGUACACCGGAAAGGGGGAGGUGAUCCCAGAGCACGACGCCGACGACUACGACAUAGACGACUGGAUCGAAGACUCCAUAGGCCUGCCAGCAUGGGGCAAUUACCAAUGGCUGCCAGCACAGAUCGACUUCAUGGCAGACGGCCAGCCCAAAAUCGCGAGCUACAUCAACAACCUCCACCCACGCGACCACGCCGGCCUCUACCACGUCCUCGAGCAGCUCGUCGACAAGGCCAUCCCCCUCUGGAACGAAUGCCUCUCCUGGUUCCACGACCGCACCCGCAUCAACCCCACCACGCUCGACAACAGCAACUGGGACGCUCCCCCUUUCCCCGCCCGCGCCACCCACCCGGACAGCCAACUCGACGACAGCAACGCCCCCCGGACCCCCGAACAAGACAGAGCCUGGGCCUCGUCCCACGACCUCGCCUCCGCCUACGACGAGUGGUGGCGCGCCAACCGCACCCUCAAGCCCCUCGAGCCCCGCGCCUUCCGCCCCUCCACCACCCAGCACCGCCGCCGCAGCGGCGCCUCCCCCAUCAACCUGCGCACCGACUUCGCCCGCAGCGGCCUGCAAGUCAUCUUCAAGCUCGCCACCAUCCACCUCACCCCCGCCAAACCCAGCUACCCCGGCGGCCAAUGGCACAUCGAAGGCAGCCUCGCCGAGCGCAUAUGCGCCACCGCGCUGUACUACCCCUCCUCCCCCAACACCACGCCCGCCACGCUCUCCUUCCGCACCACCCUCGACGUCGAGCGCGCCGUCAUGACGCCCCCGCAGGGCGAGUGGGAGAGCAUGGCGGCGUACUGCGGCAUCGCGAAUGAGACCACCGCCGCCGUGCAGCGGCUGGGCGGCGUCACGACGCCGGAGGGGCGGAUGGUGGCGUUUCCGAAUACGCUGCAGCAUCGCGUUGGGCCGGUGCGGCUGGUGGAUGGGGGGAGGGAGGGGAGCAGGAUGGUGGUGGCGAUGUUUUUGGUUGAUCCGAGGCAGCGCGUGUUGUCGUCGGCGGAGGUGCCGCCGCAGAGGAGGGAUUGGUGGGAGAGGGAGGGGGGGAGGGAGGAGGGGGGGUUGGCGGAGGAGGAGGAGGAGGCUGAGGGGACGUGGGGGUGGGAUGAGGCGGUGAGGGUGAGGGAGGAGUUGAUGGCGGAGAGGGGCAGGAUGGGGGAGGACUUGGAUGAGAUUGUGCAUGAGAGGGUGUUUAGCUUCUGCGAACAUUAA